AUGUCCGAAGCCGGCAGUAACAGAAGACCUCUCUUGGCCGAACCGGACGACGCCGGUGGCGACGACCUCGCUAGCCAGUCGAUACGCACGGACUUCGACUGUGACAAUGAAAUAUGGUACCAGGAUGGGACAAUCAUUCUCAUUGCACAAGGCACAGGCUUCCGCGUAUAUCGCGGUAUGCUGGCCGAACGAGCAGAGAUCUUCCGCGACAUCCUUUCCAUCCCGCAACCACCAGACACCCAGCUCGCUUUCGGCUGCCCUGUUGUCCAUUUGUCUGACACGGCGAUUGCCUUGCGCGAAUUCUUGAACGCGCUUUUCCGCGAGGAGAGGUACAGUCCGACGAGCGACGUUGAUUUGGCAAAACUAUCGUAUCGGAUCCGCCUAUCCCACAAGUAUGGCGCAGAGAAGCUUUUGAAACGAUCCAUUCAAGAACUUCAGAAGCUCUAUCCCACUGACUAUUCGUCGGUGCAGCACAGACAAUUUUACAGCAGUGGGAUUCCUCGAGGCAUCGUCGCUGCCAACUUGGCAGACUUGACGAACACUUCCUCCGUCUUGCCCUCCGCGCUGUACAGCUGUUGCCAGCUUCCCGACGAAAUGCUCUUCGAGGGCACGGUACUGCCGGACGGAACAGUGGAGAGGCUGAGUAGAGACAAUCUGCUUCGGUGCUCCAGGGCCAAAGCCAAGCUGGCCUUCAGACAUGCGCAGUCCAUCCACGAGAUAUUCUCCCAUGAGGACUCCCAAGACUGCCUCGAUAAUUCCCUUUGCCGGGAUGAUACUCGAAUCGCACGCGACGCCGUCUUGGACGGACGCGGCGUUGAAGGCGGUGAAACCGAUGCCCUCGCGCCUUUGGGCGCGUUCUUCUCGGAAUACCGGUACGCUUUUUCUGAUGGUGCGUAUCGUUGUGGACACUGCAUGUCCGCACUCUACGCUAGAGAGGUAGCGGCGCAUAAUGCCGUGUGGAAGCACCUGCCAUCGUACAUGGGGGUGAAGGUUGAAGGUUGGGGAGACAAGGCAGAAGACUCCGACUUGGAUGUCUGA
This is a messenger RNA of Rhodofomes roseus, 1038 nucleotides long. RefSeq lists its product as uncharacterized. The record is from RefSeq and is a predicted model, not a curated record. NCBI's taxonomy places the organism in Eukaryota, Fungi, Basidiomycota, Agaricomycetes, Polyporales, Fomitopsidaceae. The coding region runs from base 1 to 1038 and encodes 345 amino acids. The transcript has 2 exons.